AUGGAAAAUACUCAGAAUUACGACUGUGAGGAGAACCUCACUGAAGAAAUCUUGGAUGAAGAAGUUUCUAGUGCCAAAAUUAAGACUUCUACUAACAUCAUAAACAAUAUGACUAAUACUAAGUUCAAAACCAAAUUUUCAAAGUUAGCAAUUAGUCAAGAUGACAGCAAGCUUAAGCCUAGCUCAAGUUGCCAGCUACUGAAGCCUAAAGGAGCCAAGGUGUCUUCUAAGACUACUAAAGCUUACAAUAAAAGCCAAAAUAACUCUGAAUCAUGUUUCUCGUUAACAGGAAAGCUUGAAUAUGACAUAAGUACUCUUCUCAAACAGGCAAUUCAGAUCCGUAAAAACUCAGCAAACUUGUCUCACAGCUCAGGAUCUUCCUUCGAUGCUGAUAACUCUGAGGAGGACGUUGCUCCUAUCAACGAGAGCAUUGUAGUAACCAUGGCUGAUGUUCAGAAGGCCUAAUACUACCUAAUUAAACUUCUUAACCCCUAUUAAUCAAUGCUAUAAUAUAUUU
This is a messenger RNA of Moneuplotes crassus, 517 nucleotides long. NCBI's taxonomy places the organism in Eukaryota, Ciliophora, Spirotrichea, Euplotida, Euplotidae. The record is from the annotation of a GenBank genome assembly.